UAUGCAACUUAUAUAUGACCCGGUGACGGACUCGGACACCAACUCGGCAGCUGAGUGAGUGUGACCGAGUUUGAUAAAGGUCAAAAUGGUUGAGUGACUGUCGACUCAGUGAGUGAAGAAGCAGCAGCAACUUUUUGGUGCGUGAGAGAGAGAGAGAGAGGGUGAGGAAGAGGGAGAGUGGUGAUGAGGAAGCUAAGAUGGGUAAUGGAUGGAGGAGCGUUUUGGGAUUUGGACGUUUCAACUCCAAAAACGCUUGAUGGAUUGGCAUGUCCUGUGCCAGAAGACCCUCUCCCAUUGGGUUUGUCACGAGGAACCAGGCUUUCCAGACCCAAACAACUCCAUUUCAUGCACACUUUCAUGCAUGCCCUUCUUCUUCCUUCCUAUGCCAAACCCCAUGGCCUCACUCUCCAGCGUGUUCUCUCCCUACCCUUUUCUGAAAAUUGGAUUGUAUAUUUACUGGGUCAGUUCAAUUUGCAGAGAUUUGUUUCCUCUGUCAAGAGCAGUAAGGAAACACCAGAGGGGUUUUCCUCUUGGUUAAAAAACAUUGGGAAACACCUACAGCAGAAGUCCUUGUAUGCCUUGGGUUUCUGUUCAGAGUUCCAGUUGACACCGAAUGAUACUUUGCUUUUUGGCUUAGAUGGAUAUGAUUAUGCUGAUAAGCCUCGUGGGAAAGCAGUCCUUCAUCAUGAGUUUCCACAUCAUGAUCUGAAAGUGGAGGCAGUUUAUCCUGGUCUUUUUGUUGAUAAGACUGGUAAUUACUGGGAUGUACCAUUUUCAAUGGCAAUUGAUCUUGCUUCCGUGACUACAUGUGACUCUUCCAUGGGUUAUCAUUUGUCUGCGCAAUACACUUCAGGGGCACCUGAGCAGUUUGAAAGUAAUCAAAAUCAAACUGUUAGAGUACCACCUACUCUACUUCCUGGUUUGGCUUUCAAAAGUGUCUUCUCUUACCGGAUGAACACUGAUAUUUGGAGAAGUGAAGGUCGUAAGUUAAAAUUGGUGCAACCAUAUGACAUAUUUCUUUCAAGUCCUCAUGUCUCUGCCUCAGGGAUUAUUGGCGCUGCUGCAACCGCCGCUUUUGGAGAUAAUUCGGCAAGAGCGCAAGUAGAUGAUGAUAGACAAGGUUCUCCAGGAUUUUUUAUCCAGGCUGCUGGGAUAAAGUCUUCCUUUGUAGCAGAUAUGUUUGCAUCCAUAACAUUGACAGCCCAACAUGGAAACUUCCAAAGGCUUUUUCUGGAUCUUACACGAUUUCAGGCCCGGCUAGAUUUUCCUCGUGGUUCUAAAUUUCUUUCAGGCGCAACAAAUCUAGCACAAGAUCUUCUCAAUUCUCAAAAGCCCAACAUGGACGAUGUUCAGGCAAUUUGCCCCAAUGCUACCUUAUCUCUUCAGCAGCAGAUUGUUGGUCCUGUCAGUUUUAGAGUUGAUUCAGGAGUUACAAUUGAUGUGAAGAACCCUGACUGGCUUGUACAUGCCCAAGAACCUGUAUUUGCUGUUGAAUAUGCAUUGGAAGUACUUGGUUCGGCGAAAGCAGUUGCUUGGUAUUGCCCCAAGCGCCAAGAGUUUAUGGCAGAACUUCGUUUCUAUGAGACAUAAGCCAUAGCCAAGAGGCACUGUAGAAAUAUCUUAUGUUCCUUGAAUUGCAAAAUACUAUGGUCAUUGAUUCAUUAAUUUAACAAUUUUCAUGCUGCCUAAUGACUUACAAUAGAUUUACUUUCAUUGGUGCUCGAGAGCUUAAGGGAAAUCAAACAUCCAUAAAAUAAGAUUAAGGCAAUGAUUAAAUUUGUAUGACUUUCCAUUGAAUGACAAUGUUAUGAAAAACUUUUCAAGUAGUA
Molecule: messenger RNA, 1829 nt
Organism: Lotus japonicus
Lineage: Eukaryota; Viridiplantae; Streptophyta; Magnoliopsida; Fabales; Fabaceae
Product: protein TRIGALACTOSYLDIACYLGLYCEROL 4, chloroplastic
Exons: 5
Coding region: 184-1590 (468 amino acids)
Biological process (GO): ER to chloroplast lipid transport; acylglycerol transport
Cellular component (GO): chloroplast envelope
Molecular function (GO): phosphatidic acid binding
Source: RefSeq, a predicted model, not a curated record